AGCCCGGAGCACGGAGGGACCUGCAAAGGUGAUCAAACGGCCCAGGCCUGAGCGGGAAGGGGUGGGGUGAGGGGGGACAUCCAAAAAAGCCCUUGUCCCUCUUCAGAUCUCUCCUUAUCUCCCCUGGCUAUCUCCUGGGCUUAGCCUGGGUGUACUUGCUUGCAAUUACCUCCUCCAAGCCAAUCAGGCGCCGAGCACAGCCCUCGGUCCCCUUGACUGAGGUGAUUUAUAAAUGACUCACUGGCUUAUUUGAGCACAGACCUCUGCACACCUCCUUGGGAGCACCUCUCUGCCUGGGCUUUCUUGCCACAUCUGCAGCUCCCCUCGCAGAAUCGGCCCUUUCUCCACCCGGCGAGGCGCAGAGAUGAACCACGCCAGGCCUCGCUAUGUCAUCGAACGUCCUGCAUAUUCGGUCAGCCUCUUCGAUGAAGAGUUUGAGAAGAAAAGUAGAAGUUACCCCGUUGGGGAAAAAUUGAAAAACAUUUUCAGAUGUUCAGCUUCCAGAUUCAAACUCAUCCUCUUUAGCCUGUUCCCAAUACUUGUGUGGCUUCCCAAGUAUAAAAUUAAGGACUACAUUUUGCCUGAUGUUCUCGGUGGGCUCAGUGCGGGGACGAUUCAAGUGCCACAAGGGAUGGCCUUCGCACUGCUGGCCAAUCUGCCUCCCGUCAAUGGGCUCUACUCCUCCUUCUUCCCCUUGGUAACAUACCUCUUCCUUGGUGGUAUCCAUCAGAUGGUCCCAGGUACUUUUGCAGUCAUCAGCAUUAUUGUUGGCAACGUCUGCAAUGAGCUGGCUCCGGAGUCAGACUUCCAGUACUUCAACCAUACUACCAAUGAGACCAGUGUGAAUACCACAGCCCUGGAAGCAGCCAGGCUGGAGAUCUCUGCCACGUUAGCCUGCCUGACAGCCAUCAUACAACUGUGCCUGGGAUUCGUGCAGUUUGGCUUUGUUGCUAUCUACCUCUCAGAGUCUUUCAUCAGGGGCUUCAUGACAGCAGCAGGGUUGCAGAUCCUCAUCUCCGUGCUCAAGUACGUCUUCGGCUUGACAGUCCCAUCUUACACCGGGCCCUUAGCUAUCGUCUAUACAUUCAUUGAUAUUUGUAAAGGUCUGCCCAAAACCAACGUGGCCUCCCUGGUCUAUGCCUUGGUCAGUGCUGUGCUCCUGAUCAUUGUCAAGGAGCUCAACCUAAAGUACAUGAAAAAGAUCCGGAUGCCCAUCCCCAUGGAGAUCAUCAUUGUAAUAGUUGCGACUGCAAUCUCUGGCAGCUUCAACAUGCCCGAGAAGUACGGCAUGCCAGUAGUUGGGAAGAUCAGCAUGGGGUUCCCAGCACCAACCCUGCCCCUGGUGAACAAGUGGAAAGACAUGAUCGGCACAGCUUUCUCACUCGCCAUUGUGAGCUACGUGAUCAACUUAGCCAUGGGGAGAACGCUGGCAGCCAAGCACGGCUACGACGUGGACCCCAACCAGGAAAUGCUGGCCCUGGGCUGCAGCAACUUCUUUGGAUCCUUCUUCAAAAUCCAUGUGAUCUGCUGUGCUCUCUCUGUCACUCUCGCCGUCGAUGGGGCAGGAGGGAAAUCACAAGUGGCAAGUUUCUUUGUGGCCUUGGUGGUUAUGGUGACCAUGCUGGCUCUGGGGAUCUACCUUGAACCUCUUCCAAAGUCUGUCCUGGGAGCCCUGAUCGCGGUGAACCUGAAAAACUCCCUCAAGCAGCUGGCUGAUCCCUUCUACCUGUGGAAGAAGAGCAAGCUGGACUGCUUGGUCUGGCUGGUGAGCUUCUUGUCCGCUUUCUUCCUGAGCCUUCCCUAUGGAGUUGCGGUGGGCGUGGGAUUUUCCGUGCUGGUUGUGGUUUUCCAUACCCAGUUCCGUAACGGCUCUGCCCUGGGCCAAGUAACUUCCACUGACAUCUACAAGAACCCUAAAGCCUACAACAAGGUACACGAACUUAAUGGGAUUAAAAUUGUGACCUACUGCUCGCCACUGUAUUUUGCCAACUCAGAGAUAUUCCGUGAGAAGAUUAUAGCCAAGACCGGGGUGGAUCCUGGUAAAGUGUACUUAGCCAGGAAGAAAUAUGUGAAACGGCAGGAGAAGGGGACAGCACAACCACCAACAAAGCUACCAAAAUUCUUAUUGAGGCAGAACAAGACCUUGUCUUUGCAAGAGCUCCAGAAAGACUUUGAAAGCACCUCUCCAACAGAUACCAAUAACAACCAGACGACUGCUAAUGGUGCCAGCAUCUCCUACGUCACAUUCCGUCCACCUGCCAACGGUGCUGGGCAAGUGCACACCUCCAGCGAGCUGGGCAGCACCACUACUCUGCAAGGAAGCACAUUCAGUGUCAUGCCCACAGCAGAUGUUGACCCUAUGAUGACAGCACCGCCCUAUAUCAGCUUUCACACCAUCAUCCUGGACAUGAGUGGAGUGUGUUUUGUUGACCUCAUGGGCACAAAAGCACUGGGCAAGUUGUGUUCCAGUUAUCAGAAGAUUGGGAUUAAAGUGUUCUUGGCAAACGUGCAUGCUCAGGUGUACAAUGACAUCAGCACAGGUGGAGUCUUUGAGGAAGGAGGCCUGGACCGAAGUCACAUCUUCUUGACGAUCCAUGAUGCUGUUUUGUUUGCACUGGCCAAUAUCAAAGAAGUUGUCCACCCGCCCAUCUUAGAAGAGAUGCCGAAUCAGACAGAGCUCUCCAUCUAUGACGAGUCCGUGGAUGAAAGCAGUGCAGAGUUCAAGAACUUGGAGGAGGAGAUGUUUGGAAGCAUGUUCCACUCAGAGACCCAGACAGCUCUGUGAGCACACAGGGAGCGUCAGCAUGCGGGCAAACCCUCCCGAACAGACUCUGCUCUCCCAUCCCUUCGUGAAGAGCUGCACUUCCACCUGGGGAUACAAUAAGUUUGCAAAGCAAGGGGCCAUCGCGCCUCUUGAACUGAUAAAUUCCUCCCUCCUUCCUGCUCUGCUUCUGGUAUUCAGAGCAAUGGACUCUGGAGCAGGCAACAGAAAUCUACGGAAGCUGGAACUCAGGAAAUGCCAUCUCAUUAAUUACAGAAGAGAAGCAAGUUUAUUCGAAGGCAGGUGCCUUAACACAUGGGAUGAUUAGUCAUUAUUGCCAAGUGCUCUCCUUUGUCUCACACAAUCGCACCCUUCUGCCCACAUAGGCAUUACGUAAUUCAGGCAUCCCCCCUCUUUCUUUUCCCUCCUCCCUCUUUUCCUGAUGAAGUGAAAUACAAGCAAAUAUCAAGCGCCUUUCACGGACUUGAUUCACGAGCAAAAGCAACUCUUGCAAGGUGCAGCGAUGCAGCUUUGUAAGGCAAUGUUGUUCUAAAAUGUGCACUGACCUUCGGGGUGUCUGCGCAGUAAGUGCAAACCCCUGAAUUUCCCUGCGUGUCUGUGUAGCACCACUUCUGCCUUUCCUGUGACCCCUCUUCUAUGACCCCCUGCACUGCUGCCUUUGUGACCCAGCAUCCCAGAAACCACUGCCUCAAACCAAUGCUGUAUUUCUGAUAUCCCGAAGAUGUUGGUACUAUCUCUCAGUAGGGCUACUUUCUGGAUUACAUUUUUCUUUUCUUACUAAUAGGACUAGCUUGUAACCAGAAAUAAGAAUUCCUUGUUCCUGUGUGUUACAUGCACAUAUUGUCCUGCCUGUCCAGUGCGUUGACUAUGUGUUCAAAAGACCCAGGGUCCAGUUCAAAUCCCCUCUGAAGUUUUUUAGGGAUCUUUCUACUGACUGAAUGGCGCUUCAGAUAAGGCUCUUAGACUGUGAAUGGCAUGAAAGCAUUAAUCCCAAGGGCAUUCUGACUCUUCCAUCUUCUUGUUGACUGGAGCAACUGAAAGAUUUAGACCAGAACAUGGAUGACUGCUUUGGGGAAACAUGUUUUUUCCCAAAUAAUUUUGAUCACAAGUAGCAAAUUCUAGGGAAAGGGAAGGAAGCCCUUUCUGCACGCUUUUCAUGAUGCCAUUGAUCCAGAGCAGUAAAUCUGAAAUUUGAGUGUAUUUUAUGCCUGCAACUAAGGAACAGCCCACGUGACACCCUGUGCUAUGCAGGUCUUCUGGUGACAAGCUCUCAAAUGGUCACUUGUGCAGCAAAAGAAAACUCUUGUAUAGUAUGUGAUAUUUCCAUAACAAUUCUCUACUACAUGGUUGAUGAUUUUCACUAAAAUUCACCACAGACUGAUGCUACCAGGACCAUCUACCUCUCAGGCAAACAAGCCUGCCUCACUAACCCAGAGACAGACAGAUGAGAUCUUAAUAAUUUCUAAAAAUCUGACAUUCUUUUAUAUUUGAGUGAUGCUAAUAACAACUGCUAUUUUAGUUUCCUUUUCUGAUGCCUUCCGUUCUUACCCGGUGCUGAUGUUGUGACAGUAAUGACAAGAUGACAAUAUUUCUUCAGUGCAUUUCAACCUCAAAUAUGGCUUUUAUGAAAAUAAGGUUAUAAAAAAAAUAAGAUAAAGACACAUACUGGUAUGUCUUCAAUUGCAAUGAAAACAAUUUCUUUUGUUUGAAUUUCAAGUCUUCCUACAAAGUCUUUCCAGCACUGGGAUAAAAUGCAAGAGUCAACAAGAAAAAAAGAACAGUAAUGGAAGCAAAAGUGGACAGUCUGUUAUCUUUCCAUGAAUGCAAAAAAUAAAGAGUGGCCUUAAUAAUGAAAGUAGAUUAUAUUUUUAAAAGUUAUUUCUAUUUUAUUACUCUAAGAUAUUAAAAAUAUUAGCAAGCUUUAAUGUACAGUUUUGAAGUACAUAUUCAUUAUUGAGCUGAUUCACUAGCAGAUUGCUAGGAGGCUUUCUGGGGAGAGAAAGUGGGGCUUUCCUACAGCUCCCAGAUGUCUCAUUUUUAAGGAAAAUAGAGCUUCAUGAACCAUCACAGCUAGACAACCAUUAAAGGAAAAAACAUCAGGACCCUGCCAGUUUGGUUUUAUGUAACACCUCAUUAACUAAGUCACCAUUUCUCUACCUCAGUUUCUGAUUAUGUGGUGCAGGAGAGAGUAAUAAAACCAAAGGAGGUUAGUUUCCAAAAGGAAAAACCCACUAACUAAUGGUUAUUACUUAUUUUAAUCUUAGAGAGCAGUGAUUUUUCCAGAACCAUGUAUAGCUUGUUCUAUAAGGUAAAAUCAAGAGAUUAAUUCUCUUAAAUUAUCUUUGAGGGUGAUUACUCAUGGUCUUUUGUUACUGCCUGAGUGCUUCUUUUACUUGCUCGUUUGAAAAAAAGCAACAAAGAAAUUGGUGCAAUGGAACAAGAAACUAUCCUACAGUAGCUAAUCAGUAUUUCUGUAUCUCUGAGGUGGCAUCACGUUAAAUGAGGAAAAUUCCAAUUUCCAGCUCUUCAUUCAGGGUUAAUUACAGGAGCCUGGUUUCACAGUCUCAGGGCCUAACAGGCCAAACGCAGGAAGCCUCAGAGCAACAGACCUUGUAUAAAAAUAGACUGUAUUUCUUGAAGUUCCUACAAGCAUAAUGGAUGGGAUGUCAAGAGAGACGGCUUGAAAGUAGCAGCAGUGACUAUAUGCUCUGCGAUUCUGAUGACCCAGGAAGAAGAAUACCUCAUUUCUGCAGCCAUGGGCCAAUUCUAGCAAUAAAUGUAAUAUCAGUGGGCAAAUGGCAUUGCUGGAGGCCAGCUCAAAGUCUUAAUUUCCAAGUGCCCAGGCAAGAGAAUUAGGGAAGCUCGAAUUCACGCCGGGGUAGAAAAGUUUUAAUUUCCAGUGUCCCUUUAUUGCUCUUAAAGUAACACUGAUGUUGAUGUGUAAUGGCUCUGAAGCCUUACUUGAUAAAUGCAUGAUGUAUA
Messenger RNA from Aquila chrysaetos chrysaetos, 5764 nucleotides. RefSeq names its product solute carrier family 26 member 9 (gene SLC26A9). The record is from RefSeq and is a predicted model, not a curated record. The transcript has 21 exons. NCBI's taxonomy places the organism in Eukaryota, Metazoa, Chordata, Aves, Accipitriformes, Accipitridae. The coding region runs from base 365 to 2785 and encodes 806 amino acids. Gene Ontology annotation, cellular component: membrane. Gene Ontology annotation, molecular function: oxalate transmembrane transporter activity; bicarbonate transmembrane transporter activity; chloride transmembrane transporter activity. Gene Ontology annotation, biological process: transmembrane transport.